UCAUAUGACUACAAGAUGAUAUCACGUAUUAAUCCUUUUUGGCUGACUUUUGAGCCACCAAGUGAUACAUCAUAUUAUGUGAUGGGAACAUUGUACAUGAUUAUAUUCGUGUUUGGUGUAACCGGCAAUGGAUUGGUGGUCUACAUGUUUGCUAGAUGCAAAGCUUUAAGAACAGCAUCCAAUAUAUUAGUUUUUAACCUGUCUCUAAGUGAUUUAAUGAUUGUCAUCAAAUGUCCCCUGGCAGCCUACAAUAAUUUCAUGCGUGGACCUGCUCUGGGAGACUGGGGCUGCCGUUUAUAUGCUUUUGUGGGUGGUUUCAGUGGUACAGCCUCCAUUGGCUUGUUGACCGUCAUCUCGGUGGAUCGUUAUAGUGUAGUGGUGAAUCCUCUAAGUCCGCUACGUUUUAAUUAUCAAACAAAAUACUAUUACUUUCUUUUGGUACUGGCCUGGGUGGAGGCUUUUGGCUUCUCCGUCAUACCGCUGCUAGAGGUGGGCUUGUCGGUUUAUGUACCCGAGGGCUAUUUGACCACCUGUUCCUUUGACUAUCUGGACAAGAGUAUGCCGGCGCGAGUGUUUAUGUUUAUAUUCUUUGUUUUUGCCUGGUGUGUGCCGCUUAUCAUUAUUUUUUAUUGUUAUUAUCAUAUUCUGAAGGCCGUCUAUAAAUCCAAGAAUAUACAAAGUAAUCACAACAAACAUAAGGUGGAAGAACGUUUGGCAUUUAUUGUAUUGUUGAUUAUUGGUUUGUGGUUUUUGGCUUGGACACCGUAUUCCAUUGUGGCUAUGGCUGGUGUUUUUGGCAUGGAAGAACAUCUGACACCUACACGUUCCAUGAUACCGGCUUUGUUCUGUAAAACAGCCGCCUGCUUGAACCCAUUUCUCUACACAAUUUCACAUAAAAGAUUUCGCAAUGAAUUGCAGCGGCUAUUCUGCAAACGUAAGCCUAUUUAUCAAUAUUCCAUGACACGUUCCUCUUAUAUGACACGCUCUACCAGGCGUAAUCGUGUUGAUGAGGUGGCAGCUGACAAUAUCGUGUCAGCCAAGCAGUUGGAAGCAUAUCGAAGUAGUUUAAGAUCAAAAAUAUCCCUAGAUAAUGCAACUAUUGGAGGUGUAGUCAAUUCUAGUCUUUAUGGGAUCGCUGAUGCUUCUGCCGGGGUGUUUCAUCAUCGUCAUAAGCGUCAUAAGAAAUCUUCGCAUUUUGUAAAACAAAUAAGUCCGGUGGUGUCAUCGGAAGAAGCUGGUAUUUUUGUUUUGGAUGUGGAUGAUAUAGGGACUUUUAACAACCAGCCAUUGGAGACGAAUUUUUGA
Molecule: messenger RNA, 1305 nt
Organism: Calliphora vicina (urban bluebottle blowfly)
Lineage: Eukaryota; Metazoa; Arthropoda; Insecta; Diptera; Calliphoridae
Gene: Rh7
Product: Rhodopsin 7
Exons: 3
Coding region: 16-1305 (429 amino acids)
Biological process (GO): G protein-coupled receptor signaling pathway; cellular response to light stimulus; phototransduction
Cellular component (GO): plasma membrane
Molecular function (GO): G protein-coupled photoreceptor activity
Source: RefSeq, a predicted model, not a curated record